AUGUCUUUCCAACACACCCUCGACGGCCUCCUAGCCAAAGGCAAAGCCAAACUAAACGAAUUCACUCACCCAGAACAACAAGCACCACCCCAAAACUACAACCAAAACUACAACUACAACUACAAUGCCCGCCCACCUCCACCACCCAUAAACUACGCCAGCAAGCCCACCAACUUCGCACCUCCCAUCCCUCCCCGGCAGGCAGCUCCCUACUGGAAAGCCGAUUUCAACCCCUCAACCCCCAUAUCCUCCAUCUUCGUCCAAGAAACCGGCGCCCACGGCUGGGGCAACAACGAAUCCCAAAACUACACCACCUCCCCCACCAACUCCUUCUUCACACCCUCACACCAGCUCGUCCUGCGCGCCAUAUCCUCACCCUCGUCCCCAGAAAACAAAUACACCUCCGCACGCCUCUACACGCACCAAACGCUCUCCCGCCCGCGCGGCUGCCUCACAGCCGUCCUCUUCGCGCCGUGCGCCGACGGCAUCUGGCCCGCGUUUUGGCUGCUGCCGCAGGAACCGUUCAAGUGGCCCGAUGACGGCGAGGUCGAUAUCUUCGAGAGCUGGAACGGGGAUCGGGUGAAUCGCUCGUGUUUGCACUGGGGCCAUUUUAAUGGGGAGGAUUGGGAUAAGCAUCGGGUUGUGGAGACGAGGAUCGAGGAUAUGGGGGAAAGGCCGCAUGUUUUUGCGUUUGCGUGGGAGCAGGGGGAGGAGGGGAGGGGUGGGAGGUGUGUUUGGUAUGUGGAUGGGAGGGCGGUUAUGAAGGCGACUAUCCCGCAGGGCACGAGGAGGAUGAGUGAGUGGAGGGUUAUUUUGAAUGUGGCGAUGGGGGGGAAUGUUUGUGGGGGACGGCUGCCGAGGGAGGGGAGUUAUGAUUUUGUAGUGCAUGAGUUGAAGAUAGAGGAGCAGCCUGUUGGGGGGUGGGGCCAGUUUGGGGUGGAUUGGGAGAAGGCGAUGGAGGGGAAGACGAUGUGAGUUACGAAUUGGAUGAUAUAUAGACUUGUCGUUACAGGGCUAGCGCGGUGUCACCUAGGAUUUAACAAUGAGAUUCAACUUGUUGCCAAAGAGCAAGGUAUUGACUGUGCUCUACUCUUGAAUUCUAUUGUCCAAGUACACAGCAUGCUCUCUGUACCAUCUGUUCUCCAAAGCCCUCUAGAUCCUAAACCACUGAGAUAUCUUUCGUAUACAACACAUUUCCCAAUACCCUAUUGUGAAUUUUGAAAUCUUCACAUCCGGCUAAUAGCUUCUUCUGUAGUCCGGUAGCUGCUGUUGAGCUAUAACCUAUUGAAAACUCAUAGAU
Messenger RNA from Mollisia scopiformis, 1300 nucleotides. RefSeq names its product concanavalin A-like lectin/glucanase. The coding region runs from base 1 to 975 and encodes 324 amino acids. Gene Ontology annotation, molecular function: hydrolase activity, hydrolyzing O-glycosyl compounds. NCBI's taxonomy places the organism in Eukaryota, Fungi, Ascomycota, Leotiomycetes, Helotiales, Mollisiaceae. The record is from RefSeq and is a predicted model, not a curated record. The transcript has 2 exons. Gene Ontology annotation, biological process: carbohydrate metabolic process.